This is a messenger RNA of Hyaloscypha bicolor E, 636 nucleotides long. RefSeq lists its product as uncharacterized. Bases 1 to 636 code for a protein of 211 amino acids. The transcript is spliced from 2 exons. The record is from RefSeq and is a predicted model, not a curated record. Lineage: Eukaryota; Fungi; Ascomycota; Leotiomycetes; Helotiales; Hyaloscyphaceae.
AUGGCAGUUACGGAAAAAUGUGCCGAGUGUGUAGUGCAUCUCCGCUACUAUCCGGACUGCAAAAGGCCCCCCGAGUUUGAAAACGAUAAGAGAAAACACUUGGAACCCUUCGAUGGCAGGGAAAUCGUAUUCUUAUGUGGAAAACACGGUGACAAGGAGCUUAAUUUACUGAGAUGCACGGUAUGGGCACCGUACAACGAGAUACCUGGCCCUUGUAAGAGGUGCUUGGACCCACACAAGUAUCUGUAUGAUUUUAUUGUCGAUUACAAUGACCUCUUGUAUGAUCCGGCUGAAUUCUUCUGUGGGAGUUACACCAAACUCAACCACACAUGUUGGGCACAUUCAGAAAAGUCACCUACAUUCUGGUGGUGGCGGGCAUCAGCAAGCAAACGCAACGGCUUCAUACCGGAAGCAGUAUGGGGCCACCACCACACCACUUUGGUGCAUUUCCUGGAGGUGGGUAUGCUCCUCCACAACCACAGAGACAACAACUGCAACUCUAUCUACGGCCUCACCCCGGAACUCAAAGCCAUGUACAAGGGUUCGGACCAGGUUGGAUGGACGACCAAACUUUUGCCUACGAACAAGCACAUGAACUUCUUUGGGAAUUCCAACGUGAAAAGAAGACCACUUUGA